CUGUUUUGAAAAAAAUACUAAAACCGAUUUAAAAUCCACCAUAAUAUUAUAAACAUACACACAAAAGUUUUCACAUCGUAGCCGCCGUUAGAGAAAUAAAUGAUUUCAGAUCAUUGGUACCCACCACAUCUAUUAUUGUUACCUUUACUCUAAAAAACUAUUGAUUCUCAUUACUCCACCCCAUCCUAAUUAAUUUCCAAACAACUCCAUUCUCCUCUCACAAGUAAAAUGGAAAACAACACAACAAAUCAACGUCAGCCCCUGCUGCCACCUACCACCACCGAUAACCACCAUCGUCUACCAGUAGCAUCGUCGAAAGGCGGCGGCGAUGGUGGCUAUGUUCAUCUUCCUAGUAAUGUCGAUUCAUUCGUUGCAGAUGAAGAGGAUGACAUACCACCAAUUAAAACACCAAAAGAUUUUGUUAGAGAGUUUUGGAUAGAGUUUAAGAAAACCAUGUAUUUGGCAGCACCUGCUACUUUCAUGGGUAUAUGUCAAUACUCCCUUGGUGCUAUCACCCAAACUUUGGCUGGCCAACUUGGUACGCUCGACCUUGCUGCCGUGUCCGUCGAAAACUCCGUCAUCGCCGGCUUCUCCUUUGGUGCACUGCUUGGAAUGGGAAGUGCGUUAGAGACACUAUGUGGACAAGCAUUUGGAGCAGGGCAAAUUGAGAUGCUAGGAAUCUACAUGCAAAGGUCAUGGGUCAUCCUCAAUUCUACAGCUCUCUUAUUAAGCCUACUCUACAUCUUUGCUGACCAAAUUUUGAGGCUUAUUGGGGAGACUUCUGCCAUUUCCGAGGCAGCAGGCAGAUUAGCGUUAUGGAUGAUCCCACAACUAUUUGCAUACGCGAUGGUAUUUCCUAUAAUAAAGUUCCUACAAGCACAACGUAAGGUGAUGACCAUGGCAGUGAUUGCGGGGGUGUCAUUGGUCCUACACGCGUUCUUCUCAUGGUUGCUCAUGCUCAAGCUUGGAUGGGGCCUCUUUGGCGGAGCUAUCGUGUUGAAUGGUUCAUGGUGGUUCAUAGUGUUGGCUGAGCUAGUGUACAUUUUCAGUGGGAGGUGUGGGCAGGCAUGGAGUGGGUUCUCUUGGAAGGCUUUUCAAGAUUUAUGGGGCUUUGUUAGGCUAUCUGUUGCCUCUGCAGUGAUGUUAUGCUUAGAAACUUGGUAUUUUAUGGCUCUCAUUCUUUUCGCCGGAUAUUUGAAGAAUGCUGAAAUUUCUGUGGAUGCAUUAUCUGUCUGUGUUAACGUAUUAGGAUGGACAGUUAUGGUCGCUUUGGGAUUCAAUGCAGCAGUAAGUGUAAGGGUGUCAAAUGAACUUGGAGCAGCACAUCCAAGAGCAGCAAAAUUCUCCGUCUUAGUGUCCGUAUUAAUUUCAUUAUUAGUGGGUUUAAUUAUGUCACUAGUAUUGAUUAUCUACCGAAGCAAUUAUCCGGCAGUAUUUACCAGCAGUAAAGAGGUACAAGACAUUGUGUACAAACUCACCCCUCUUCUGGCUCUUAGCAUCGCGGUCAACAAUAUUCAACCUGUUCUUUCAGGUGUGGCAAUUGGAGCAGGUUGGCAAGCUUUUGUUUACAUAAACGUGGGCUGUUACUACAUAUUGGGCAUUCCCUUGGGCCUUAGUCUGGGAUAUGCUCUUGAUUUUGGAGUCAAGGGUAUAUGGUUUGGGAUGUUAUCUGGCACAACUGUGCAAACCAUAAUCCUAAUUUUUAUAGUCUACAAAACCAACUGGAAUAAAGAGGCUUCCAUCGCUGGAGAAAGAAUUAAAAAAUGGGGUGGACCUUGUACAUAAUUAAUUAAUUAUAGUGACAAUGUGACACCAUAUACAAAGAUGUUGAGAUAUGGAUUUUGGCUCUUUUUUUUCCCAACUUUUUACCCAUCACAAAUUUAAAAACAGUUGAGGUAGUUGAAAGGGAUUACCAAAUGUGCUAGCUAAGUAUGCGAUUAACGACAAUUAACAACAACGAAGAUGGAAAAACAAGCAAUAAACGAGACAAGGAGAAUUUACCGUGGGAAACCCGAGAACCAGGAGAAAAACCCACAAAUCCACUAUGUAGUAAUAAUUUGAUGAAAACAAUGUAGUUUACAAGCUUUCAAUUACCAUGAAAGCUCUUACCCCAAACUCACCCUCUCAAACACCGGUUUUGGACCAGACCGAUUUUUUUAUUAAAAAUAUGUGUGAAAAUUUAAAUAAU
Molecule: messenger RNA, 2188 nt
Organism: Chenopodium quinoa (quinoa)
Lineage: Eukaryota; Viridiplantae; Streptophyta; Magnoliopsida; Caryophyllales; Amaranthaceae
Product: protein DETOXIFICATION 29-like
Exons: 9
Coding region: 229-1785 (518 amino acids)
Biological process (GO): xenobiotic detoxification by transmembrane export across the plasma membrane
Cellular component (GO): vacuolar membrane
Molecular function (GO): antiporter activity; xenobiotic transmembrane transporter activity
Source: RefSeq, a predicted model, not a curated record